UUACGCAUUUUUCUCUUUUUUUCGUUUCUAUAAGAAGAAUAUUCUAUUCAAUUGAAAAUUGUCAUCAUUCUAGUUCCAGAAUGUCUUCGACAACAAUUUCAUCAUCUUUUAAUAAUAAAAAAAAUUCACAACAACAACAACACAACAACAACAACAAGCAGCAGCGGCCACAUUAUACAGAAAAAAUUGAAAAUUAUUAUCGUACAAGUGAAAAUGUUUAUAGAUUGGCUGAUCAUCAUACAAAUCAUCCAAAUAUGUCUGAAUGGAUUAUAAACUAUCCACGACAAUUAUAUUUUAAUAAUAAUAAUAACAAGAAUUAUAUUAAUAUUAAUAAUCAAAAUGAUGAUUUAUAUGAAUUACAUGUCGAUGUAACUGGUUAUAAACCGGAUGAUAUUAGUGUAAGUACAAAAGAUGAUUUAUUAAUCAUAAAUGGUCAUUAUGAACAGAAUGAUCAACAUCGAAAUGGUUAUCAAUCCAAAGAAUUUACAUAUAAAUAUCAAUUGCCUAAAUUUUUGGUCAAAGAUAAAAUGAAAUGUAUGUUUAAAGAUAAUGGCCAUCUAUUGAUUGAAGCACCAAUUGAACAGCCAAAUACAAGACAAAUACCGAUAAAAAUAUUGAAUGAACCAUCAUCAACACCAUCACCAUCACCAUCAUCAUCAACAUCGACAACGGCCAAAUUAAUUAAUGGUCAUAAUCGGUCAUCGGCUACAUCGAUUACAACUACUACUACUAAUAAUAAUGAACAUGAUGAUAAUAAUGUGGCUACUAUUACUACUACCAGCAAAAAUAAUAGUGUUAGCCAUGUAUAAUGAUCAGAUUUUCAAAAAUUUUUAAAUU
Messenger RNA from Dermatophagoides farinae (American house dust mite), 837 nucleotides. Its product is annotated as alpha-crystallin A chain-like. The record is from RefSeq and is a predicted model, not a curated record. Gene Ontology annotation, biological process: response to heat; protein refolding. NCBI's taxonomy places the organism in Eukaryota, Metazoa, Arthropoda, Arachnida, Sarcoptiformes, Pyroglyphidae. Gene Ontology annotation, cellular component: cytoplasm; nucleus.